AUGAGGAAUAUAGAUGAGAUGGUGGCACUUCCUGUUCCUGUGUCCACAUUGGGUGAGGCUAGAAAUCUGAUUCCCAUGGACCCCAAUGGUCUGUCAGACCCGUAUGUGAAGCUCAAACUCAUCCCAGACCCCAAGAAUGAGACCAAACAGAAGACCCGGACCAUCCGCUCCUCGCUCAACCCCACCUGGAACGAGUCCUUUAUCUUUAAGUUAAAGCCAAUGGAUAAGGAGCGCCGUCUGUCCGUGGAGGUGUGGGAUUGGGACAGAACCACCCGCAAUGACUUCAUGGGCUCCAUGUCCUUUGGUGUGUCUGAGCUGAUCAAAGCUACUGUAUGUGGCUGGUAUAAGAUGUUAAACCAGGAGGAGGGUGAGUACUACAACGUGCCCAUCCCAGAGGAGAAUGACAUUAACCUGGAGCUGCGGCAGAAGUUUGAGAAAGCCAAGUUCGGUCCUGGGAAGAAAGUCAUCACUCCCACUGAUCACCGACGCUUCAGUUUACCAUCCGGAAACAUGAACAGAGUUCAACUCAGUGACUUCCAUUUCCUGGCUCUUCUGGGCAAAGGCAGUUUUGGGAAGGUGAUGUUGGCAGAGAUGAAGUCCACUGAGGAGCUGUAUGCCAUUAAAAUCCUGAAGAAGGACGUGGUGAUCCAGGAUGAUGAUGUGGAGUGCACAAUGGUGGAGAAGCGAGUGCUGGCCCAGAGAGAGAAGCCACCUUUCCUCACCCAGCUGCACUCUUGCUUUCAGACUGUGGAUCGUCUGUACUUUGUAAUGGAGUACAUUAACGGUGGAGACCUGAUGUAUCACAUCCAGCAAGUGGGCAAGUUUAAGGAACCACAAGCCGUAUUCUAUGCAGCAGAGAUUGCUGUCGGACUCUUCUUUCUUCAUAGGAAGGGAAUUAUUUACAGAGAUUUGAAGUUGGAUAACGUGAUGUUGGACUCCGAGGGCCACAUCAAGAUUGCAGACUUCGGCAUGUGUAAGGAAAACAUGUUUGAGGGCAUGGCAACACGCACCUUCUGUGGAACGCCAGAUUACAUCGCCCCGGAGAUAAUCGCCUAUCAGCCGUACAGUAAAUCGGUGGACUGGUGGGCAUACGGUGUGCUCCUCUAUGAGAUGCUGGCUGGGCAGCCUCCAUUUGAUGGUGAGGACGAGGAUGAGCUGUUUCAGUCCAUAAUGGAGCACAACGUGUCCUACCCCAAAUCCCUGUCUAAAGAAGCAGUGUCCAUCUGUAAAGGGCUGAUGACGAAGCAUCCAUCCAAGCGUCUAGGUUGCAAUCCAGAGGGUGAGCGAGAUAUAAAGGAGCAAGCUUUCUUCCGCAGAAUCGACUGGGAACGGUUGGCCAACAGAGAGAUCCAGCCUCCUUUCAAACCCAAAGUGUGCGGCAAAGCAGCGGAGAACUUCGACAAAUUCUUCACCCGCACGCAGCCCAUGCUGACCCCUCCAGACCAACUGGUCAUUGCCAACAUCGACCAGAGCGAAUUCGCUGGAUUCUCUUACAUAAACCCAGAGUUCAUCCACCCAUCGUCGCUUCACAGUGUGGUAUGAGACGGCCCGAUGAAGAAGAGGACCGCCCAUCCUGCUCAAACUAACAACCACAUCCCUGUUAUUUAUGAGCUCACCAAAUCUUUGUAGACAGUUGAAUACCCUUUAUCUGAACUGAGGAGGGCUGGAGAAGGGAGUUUGAUGGGUGAAUGGAAAUAAUAUUCUAAAGCAUGUGUCCACAUUCAGACUUUGAGGCCAGUUUUUAAUGGAGCUGGUGUAAGAUCUGUUCCAUAGACUGGUGAGCAUUUUAAGGCACCACAGACUCGUUCCUGACAAAUGAUGCUUUUAUGAGGUUCCAUCUCCGUUAGGAUGCUGCUUGUAUAGGUAGUAGACAGAAAGGCAGCUCUCUAGGCUAAUGCCCUCAUAGUAAUGACAGUUCAUCGAUUGCCUGUAUGCAGAUAGCUGUUAUGUGCAGGUUCAGUAUAUUUUACAAAACACAGAAGGUGGAGAUAUUGUACGAUCCCUUUUUCCAGUCCUCAGAUUCUUUGUGUGUGAAGCAUGCUGACAUGAAACAGGUUUUUGUGCCCUAUUCCUUUUAUCCUCUACUGCCAUUUCUACUGUUCCUGAAUUAUAUAUUUGUAAAUCUAAAAAAAAUAUCUUGUUAUAGGAGUGCCAAAAUAUUACUGCAUCAAAAGUUUUUUUUAUAUCCAGUUCUAUAUAUGCAUAUUGAUUUCCUACUAGAUCUCUUGGUGGUGUCCCUUAUCUUGGGCUGAAACUUGAAUCCUUAUUGCUCCUCGAGUUUUAGCAUGACAACUUCCAAUCCCGUCACUGCCUGCUCGCCUGGUCUUGACAUAUUCAACAUAUACACAACUUUUCCUCUCGCUCUAAAUGUAUGAAUUGUGAUUCUGAGUGAUUCCUCGUUGCUAAUACGCAGGCCUUACACACCCGCAGAAUGCUGUAGAUCACCUGUCCUAUACUCAUCCGCUUGCAUGUUUGUUUUUAUUAAAUACUUUGGAUAAUCUAAUAACACUGUUUCAUUGAACAUAUUUUUCCUUGUUUAAAUCCAUCCUGCAGAUUUGUGUUUUUCAUGUUCAGCACAAAAAAGUCUGCGGAUUCUGCCUGGGCCUGAUAAUAACUAUCCAGUGCAACAUUUCAAACCAGACUGAGUCACUUCUGUUAGAAAUGGAUAUAUGUUUUUUUGUUUAAAACCUGCAUAUUAUGCUAGAGAAAUCUACCACUGCUACAACAUAAAGAAUAUGUAACGAGACAAAAGAUGCUGUACUUUAAACUGUAGGGGGUGAGUCUCCGAAACCUGUCAAAACCUUGUCUAGGACAUAUUUCACCCCUGAAAAUCUUUGCUUAAAGGAAA
Sinocyclocheilus grahami is the source of this 2848-nucleotide messenger RNA. RefSeq names its product protein kinase C alpha type-like. The transcript has 13 exons. Lineage: Eukaryota; Metazoa; Chordata; Actinopteri; Cypriniformes; Cyprinidae. Gene Ontology annotation, molecular function: ATP binding; diacylglycerol-dependent serine/threonine kinase activity. Gene Ontology annotation, biological process: protein phosphorylation. Bases 1 to 1542 code for a protein of 513 amino acids. The record is from RefSeq and is a predicted model, not a curated record.